AUGGAAAAGAGUACACAUGGGGAUAUGGAUUCUACCGAAAAGAAGUUGAUCGAGAAGGGAAAUGAGGCAAACGGGGAAGAAAACGGUGACUCAAGUGGCAGCAAUUCUGCAGUUGUCGAGAUACAGGAUGAACGCGAACAGUGGGGAAAGAAAACAGAUUUUUUGCUUUCCUGUAUCGGAUUUGCCGUCGGUUUGGGAAAUGUUUGGCGUUUUCCCCAUCUCUGCUACGCCAAUGGUGGAGGUAAGAAAGCAGGUUAUGUUACAGCGUGUAUUUAACGUGUUGUGUUUGGACCAUGUGAAUGACCUGAAUGAACUCAGUCCCUCGUGAAAUUUUUUGAUGUUUGACCUGUUUUCUUGUGUAGAUUGCAACACACUAAGGCAUUCGCCAAAAUAUUAAACUCAAAGCUUCAAAACAAUACGAUUUCACUUAUAUUUCAUCAGUAAGGGGAACCAGAUAGGAUUUCGUUUUUACUGCCCGUGGCUGGCUAUUGUAGUAAACAUUUAUUGAAUGCAAAUCAUCUGGAAGUCAAGUGUUAUUGACUGUCAUUAUAUUAACCAUGCAUGACCAGUUUUCGCGCGUUUUGCGAGUUUACUUUCUUGCGUUCGGCCAUUUUUGCAUCUAAAAAUUUGUUUUCAUCACGGACAUUGCAUAAGCUAUUUUAUUAUUAUUAUUUUUUUUUCAGACAAUGAAAAUGACUUUGUUAUUUCUUGUCCGAAUGUAAUAGUACUAGCGAAUCUCAUUUUGCCAACAUCUUUUUUGACGCGGAGUGAUGUUUUAUUAACGUGGCUGGUAAACUUCACUUGCCAAGGUGGUCUUACAGAGAAAAUAACUCGUGUGGGAGUGUUUUUUUAAACCUCUCUUUUUUUUACCGCGAUUUCAACGCCCCCAGAAAACCGUGUUUGGGUUUAAUACAAGCUGGGUGAACUUUGAACAUCAUCACCAGUUUUCAGGAUUAUCGGUCAAUGUCCAUGAUUUAUUUGAUAAACAUUACAUUCGAUACCACGAGACCUUUGCUACAUAUGUUUAACACGAAAAUACUUUCCAGAUCCCACCCUCCCAAGGAUAUCCAUUUUAUUGUGAUUUUACACUCUUCUCUUGACAUUAAUCUCUUGUCUAGACAUACGCUGUUAAACAUUCCAAAAUGAAAAAGAUCACGAUGGAUCACGGUGGUUGGAUGUUUGUGUCGAGUACAAUUUAUUUUCUUUUGGCAGUCCCCAGUUGAAUUGUGCCACCUACUAGAUCAAUCUCUAUCCACUAAAUUUGUAUUAUCAUUUAUUCUUAAUGAGCCUGUUAUGUAAUUUGUUUACCCCACUAUUUGACAAUGCACCAUUCAAUGGCUAAGCCUACACUGUAUGUUUUGCAUUCAACAUGUACACUGAAUUGAACAAAAGUGGUGGUAUAUGGACUUGCACCCAUUCAGUAGUUGUCCAGUGAAUACAAUAGGACCAGGUCUACAACAAAAAUAAGCUUGUAGGUCAGGACUUGGUUUGUUUAGAAAAUAAAAGACUUCAUAAUGGAAGCAUCCUUUAUAUGUACUGCCUGUCAGUUUUGUAAAAAACAUUAAUUUUUCUUUUUUGCUUUCUAAUCCCAAGACCACUACUAAUUUCUAUUCCAUGUAUAUAAAAGAAAACUAUGAGUCUAGUCUGAGAAUACAUGAUUGAAUUUGUAAAUAUUAUCUGUAUGCAGGUAAAUGAUCAGCAUAGAUUGUAAAGCUGAAGUAUUAAUGCAUGUAAAAAUGUCAGUAAUAUUAUUGAGUACAUAAUUUAUGCUCUCAUUUACCCAAUAAAAUGCUUCACCUUAAUUCUCAGUCACCCCUCCCCCCCCCCCAAAGAAAAAAAUCUCUCAGAUGGUUGAUAAUGCUCAACUUUGAGAGGCUUUUUAUUAAUUCUAAGCAUUUUUUAAAAAAAAACUGUCAAAGGGAGUUUACAUGUAAGGGAAAUAGAAAUGUAUAAGUGGUAAGACAACGAUGUUUACAAGAUAAAAGUUUUUACCCAGCAAAAAAAUGAUCCUGUACACCACUUAAGGUGAAAAUUAUUUGAAAAUUAUUUCCAGGAGGACCUUAAGUCAUCAUAUCUCUUUAAAAAUGUGUCAAUUUAUUUUCUGUGACGAAAAGACUAAUUUUACAAAAAAAUGCCACUAAAAUGUGUGAACAAUGCCUAAAAUACUUUUGCCUCACUAAAAUGCUCAAACAAAUGCUAGCGUAAUAUACAAAAGCCUAAGGUCUGGUUCAAACAUCGACCUUUACAUGUGCCAAACCUAAUACCUAUUUAGGUCGACCCAAACUAUUGAGUUCGAUUGUUGAUUCAGACGGUCGAACUUAACAUGUGCCAAACCUAAUUCGCGGCAAAAACAAAUAUCAUCCUUACUGCUUAAAAUAGGGAAAUAAACUGAAAAAAGAUAAUUCACCAAGCCUGAAAAUUCUUGUUUUGAUUUUAGUGUGAUUUGUGUUCUGUUAUGGCAAGAAGUGAGCUGAGGAGAUCGUGAUCACAUUGCCAUUUGGACAAAAUAAAGUAAUGCCAUAAAUUUUUAAAUAUAGUAUGAUUUCUUUAUGGAUAUAAAGAAAAGCACCUUCAUAGAAGACCAUUUUAAGCUGUCCAGUUUCAGUAAAAAAAUCGACAACUAGAAUGCUGGUUAAGUCAUUACGCUUCUGUGGGUUCUGUCCACACAGGCGUGAAAACCCACUAUAUAGCCAAUCAGAAGUGUGGUUAUAUUGAAAAAUACGUUAACAUAAUUUAUGAAUUAGGUUUGGCGCAUGUGAAGUUCGAUGAAUGAAUGGAAGUCGANAAACUGUCAAAGGGAGUUUACAUGUAAGGGAAAUAGAAAUGUAUAAGUGGUAAGACAACGAUGUUUACAAGAUAAAAGUUUUUACCCAGCAAAAAAAUGAUCCUGUACACCACUUAAGGUGAAAAUUAUUUGAAAAUUAUUUCCAGGAGGACCUUAAGUCAUCAUAUCUCUUUAAAAAUGUGUCAAUUUAUUUUCUGUGACGAAAAGACUAAUUUUACAAAAAAAUGCCACUAAAAUGUGUGAACAAUGCCUAAAAUACUUUUGCCUCACUAAAAUGCUCAAACAAAUGCUAGCGUAAUAUACAAAAGCCUAAGGUCUGGUUCAAACAUCGACCUUUACAUGUGCCAAACCUAAUACCUAUUUAGGUCGACCCAAACUAUUGAGUUCGAUUGUUGAUUCAGACGGUCGAACUUAACAUGUGCCAAACCUAAUUCGCGGCAAAAACAAAUAUCAUCCUUACUGCUUAAAAUAGGGAAAUAAACUGAAAAAAGAUAAUUCACCAAGCCUGAAAAUUCUUGUUUUGAUUUUAGUGUGAUUUGUGUUCUGUUAUGGCAAGAAGUGAGCUGAGGAGAUCGUGAUCACAUUGCCAUUUGGACAAAAUAAAGUAAUGCCAUAAAUUUUUAAAUAUAGUAUGAUUUCUUUAUGGAUAUAAAGAAAAGCACCUUCAUAGAAGACCAUUUUAAGCUGUCCAGUUUCAGUAAAAAAAUCGACAACUAGAAUGCUGGUUAAGUCAUUACGCUUCUGUGGGUUCUGUCCACACAGGCGUGAAAACCCACUAUAUAGCCAAUCAGAAGUGUGGUUAUAUUGAAAAAUACGUUAACAUAAUUUAUGAAUUAGGUUUGGCGCAUGUGAAGUUCGAUGAAUGAAUGGAAGUCGAUCUUUUGCUGUUCUAUUCGACAAGCUCAGAUGAAUGGAAUGGAAGAGUUGACCCAAAUUCAAAAGUGUGAUUCAUACGUCAAAGUUAACAUGUGCCAAACCUAGGUUGGGUACAUGUAAAGUUCGAAGUUUGAACUGGGCCUAAGACGUGGCUUUGCAAGUUACCUUGAUUUGGUGAAAAAUGUUUUUAUUAAUGGGUUCUUUCUCUCCAUACAUACAUAUACCAUAGACAAAACCCAUCAUGGCUAGAAAGUACAGUGUAGAUGUUAAAAGUUUCAGAAUAUUAAGUUGAGACUUAAGGUUUGAAAAUGCCUCAUUUGGUUUGUUGUGCUAUCAAGAUGACAUUAUUGUGUAAAACCUACUUUAAACCUCUAUUUAAGCUUUUUCCUGUCCUGAACAAUCCAAAAGAACCCUAGUGUGAUAUUAAUGUGAAUGCCAGUAUUACAUUUACAUAUGACAGAAAUUUGGAGGAGUGCCAUUGAUUCAAAUAAAGUUGUUGAUAUAGUGCUGGUAGAUUUCCAGAAAGCGUUCGACUGUGUCUCCCAUAAUGUGCUAUUACGUAAAUUAGAAAAUGAUUUUGGAAUAAAUGGAGUGCUACUCGACUGGCUGCGCAGUUACCUUGACAAUAGAAAACAAUAUACUGUCCUAAAUGGUAUAGCAUCAGAUCUUAACACUGUUAAAUCUGAAAUACCGCAGGGUUCUGUUCUAGGACCGACCUUAUUUUCUCUUUACACAAGUGAUUUACCUGAAGCUAUAACCACUGUGACAACCUACAUGUAUGCUGAUGAUACUACCCUAUAUUGCAUUGGCGAUUCUAUCGAUGCAGUAAUUUCUGAACUUAACAAAGCUUUGGAAGAGCUUCUAUACUGGUGCAAAACAAACUCCCUUGUGCCUCAUCCAAAGAAAUGCGAAGCAAUGAUCCUCCAUCGUGGAAGAUUCACUGGCCCAUUGAAAGAGUUAACGUUGGCCUAGCACACGAUCAAAUGGGUUACACACUCUCGUCUAUUAGGCGUAUUGAUAGAUGAUCAACUAAACUGGUCUAAACAUGUUAGUGUUGUUAAAAAAGGCUUUGUUGAUAAGUUAAACUUGUUAAAACGUAGCAAAUUUCUUCCAAAGAAUAUGUUAUUAGACUUGUAUUUUAGAGUUAUUAUGCCGUCGAUCGUAUAUGGUAUAUCAGUAUGGGGAGGCCUCACAAAUAAGGAAGGUUUUAAGGCAUUAGAAGCACUGCAUUGUAGAGCUGCAAGAAUUAUCUCUGAGCUACCUUGGGAGAUAUCUAAUGCAGAUGUUAUGAAAAAGGCUAAUUGGUCUUUUUUAGCCUUUAUGUAUAAAAUUAGCUUAGCUAAGCUUAUGUAUAAAAUCCACAAUAACCUGACUCCAGACGCUAUGUCAGCUAUUAUUAAGAACAAUGAUAACAUCAAGCGAUAUCAACUUAGGAAGAAACUGAAAAUUGAUGUCCCUCGUUUUAACACCAGCUACAUGAGGAACUCUGUAGCUCGUAGAGGAGCAAUAGUUUGGAACACGUUGGUUCCUCAACUCAAUGAAGAUAUAGACAAUGUUAAGAAAUAUGCGAUUAUGGCAAGACGGUCAAAGGCUCUGCUACACCUAGAUUUCGAUUGUAUCUCCCCUCAAACAUUAACCAGAAGGGAGGAAGAUUUUAAGUAUAAUUAGUGUUAAUACCUAAUUAGUUGAUACUAGAGUACCACCUUGUACUUUAGAAUUUUAAGCUUUUAUCGUUUUAGACUUGUAAGUAGUAAGUAGCUAUAUGAUUUUAGCUGGUGUAUAUCAUUUUUAUUUUCUAAUUCAUUAGUUAUCUUAUUUAAUUAUUUAGACACGACCUCACAAGCGAAGCGUCGCUUUAAAUACUUAUCGUGUAUAAAUAAAGAUUAUUGAUUGAUUGAUUGACAUGUAUGUUGUUUUUAAUUUAGCAUUUCAUUAUUUUUUGUGGUUGCAAAAGAUGAAACUUUUCUUUGGAAGUUGUUAAAACGUGUGACCAAUUAAGUUAUUAAAGCAUGCUUUUGUGGUGGAAUAUUUUUGGUUUUGAGGUUUUUAUUUGUUUGUUUAUUCAUAGGAGCUUUCCUCAUACCCUAUAUAAUUUUUCUUAUAUUGUGUGGAAUGCCAAUGUUUUACAUGGAACUGGCUGUUGGACAGUACUUCAGUCUUGGUCCCCUUGGAUCAUGGGGAGCUGCCUGUCCAUUGUUUCAAGGUAAUCAUUUUGCAUGUACCUAUCACCUUCUUGUGUUUGUUUUUGUCCUGUAAGUUUAUUGAGGGUAUUGCUAAAAUGUUAAAGGGAAAUCUUUACUUUCUGAUCUUAGCAAAUAACCCAGUGACAGUACCAAUGUGAGUCUUUUUCUUUUGCUAAGUUAUCUGUAAAAUACUUGUUGGCUAUUGUCACUGAUAAUUUAUCCUUCAUUCAAGAUGCCCCACCAGAGUCAGGAACAGUGUAAGGAUUGAUAAGUGCAGACAGAUAAAACUAAGUUCAAAACCAAGCACUUUUUCACUGUCUUUUGAUUCAAGAUUCACCCACUACCACCUUCUCCUCCUAUGCACCCCUCCCCCACAAAAAAAGGAAUUAAAGAAAUGAAACAAUAUUGAUCCUGUAACAUUACUCUCUACCAGGGGUUGGAUAUGCCAGCAUGAUGGUUUCUUUUCUUGUGAGUGCUUACUACAACAUCAUCAUAGCCUGGUGCCUUUAUUACCUGUUCUUGUCCAUGAAGAAGGAGGUUCCUUGGAAAUCUUGUGGUAAUUGGUGGAACACUGACAAUUGUUUAGCAGGCCGUAUACCAGAUAAAACCAGCUGUUCUGCUUUUACAAAUAACACAGCAGCUAUUGCCAAUGGUACUGCUGCGCUUGCUAAUGCAACAUUUCCAAACUGCAGUAGUAAUUCAACAUUAGAAGACCAUGCCUCACCAUCUCUGGAGUUUUGGCAGUAAGGACAUUUUCUAGUAUUCACUGUUACAGUAGCAGACUUACAUCUAUCUUUAGAAGUUGCAUCCCCCUGCUUUUCCCAUGCCAUUUGUUUUACUACAUGGACCCAAAUUUCUUGUGACUGCUAUUUUUGGUCAUUGAUUUUGUUGUUUUGGGGGUCCAAGGUUGUACAAUCUCUGUUUCUGGUCUUGUUUCUUUUCUUUUACAGACAUUAUGUCCUACGUUUGACGGACAGUAUUGGUGAUGCAGGAGAUUUCAGAUGGGAGAUAUUACUUUGUCUAAUUGCAGCAUGGGUUAUAGUGUACUUUUGCAUGUGGAAAGGUGUCAAAUCUUCUGGAAAGGUAAAUUAGAGAAGAAAAGUGAUCAUGUCACAAAAACUACAUUUGUGAAAUUAUGGGAUUGGUUGGCUUACCCAGAAAGAACAAGAUGAAAAAUGUUCACUUGUUAACCCUUUAAGCCCCAGUAUUCACAUACAAAUUCUCCAAACAUUUCCAUACAUUUCUUUAAAGAAUUAGUUGAGAGAAUUUGAUGAUAGAUCAUCAGGCAUUUUCUCUUGGGUGAUCAUUUUAUUAAUUCUCAUAACUUAUCUCUUGACAGUGUAUGGAUAUUGUUAGGAGAAAAUUGAUCUUGGUCACUAAUGGGACUUAAAAUCAGCCUGUUGGUGUGAAUUGGUGGUGAGAUGUAAGCAAUGUUAUGCUCCGAUUACUCCAUACAACUUCUUCUAAAAAAGGCACGGAUCAUUAAUGUUAUGGUCCACGCCAAUUUUAGAGAGAUUUGUAAGGAGUCACCGGGGCAACCUGGGGCUUAUAUCUCCUCGCCAAUUUGCACUAACCGGCUGAUUUUUGGCAAGGGGGCUUUCUCAUCUUGUACUUUCUGGAUAUGCUAACCAAUCCGAUGAUUUUGCAAAGUUGAAUUUUUGUCGCAUCACACUUCUUGCUAAUGUUAAUUAUAAAAAUUAACUGUUGUACAGUCCAUGUGAGACCACCUCCCAUAAACGACCACCUGUCCAAAACACUGAAAUUUUCCCAUUGAAACCCCUACAAUCAGAACCUUUCGUAAAUGAGCACCUCUCAUAAGUGACCUUGACCUCGACCACUGGUUUUGGCCCAACAGUUAUUACUUUCUAUUGUUUAUAACCUUUUUGUAAGGGACCACUUGACACAUAAUGUGGUCUUCGUUCGCUGUAUGUACUACGCCCCCAGAGUGUAACAAGAACUUUCAGUGACAACAUGUAACUAUCCUUAUUUGUAACUUAGAAAUUGCAUGCAGUAAAUUAUCUUCCAAAAAUUACAUGUGUUGGGACCUCUUCUCGGAAGAGACCCCAUGUUGUUGAUUCUUGUUAGCAACCACUACCUACCGGGUGGUUGCUUUUGAGAGGUUUGACUGUAUGAAAUAUUUGUUCUCUUGUUCACAGGUUGUGUACUUCACUGCAACCUUUCCUUACAUUGUUUUGUUUAUCUUGUUCAUCCGUGGUGUCACACUUCCAAAUGCAAGUGAAGGCAUCAUUUACUAUUUGAAGCCUGAUUUUGCACGUCUCAAGGACCCAGGGGUAAGAUCAUAAGCAGAUUUUGAAAUUAACGGGCGUCCAGUCAUCAUGGAUGACCAGAAUUUGACACUGACAACCAAAUCACAGAUCAUGGUUGCCCCUUGGACAAUAGAAUUAAGCUGCCCUUUACCUGAAGAUACAUGUCUGAACGGUUAUUAUAAGAACCCAAAAUUAUUAUUCAAAGUUGAUAUUUCUGCUUGAUAAAUGGCACAGUGUAAUAAUUAUCAAUCCAUUUGUUUACGAUUCGUAUGUACAUGUACACAAACAUUCGUAUUGUCUGCCAUCCUGUUUUGUGUUUUGCUGUUGUGCAUGAACACCCAAGCUCCAGGAAGAUUCCCAGAUUUACAUGCAAUAUUACGGCGGAUUCACCCAUGUAGAUUUAGCACAUCUGGCAAAACCAGAGUGCUGGAUGCCAAGGAAACAAAAAGAAGAAUCAAGUCUUUCUGAAAAAGAGACUGGGGAAGAAGUUUCAACCAUCGCUUUGGCAAACAAGAAAACUCAAACAGAGGCAGGACACUCAGAACCUCAACAAAAUGCACUGAUUUAGAAAAUUUCAGAUGCAGUGGGAUUUAUUUAUUUAACUAUUGAAUUAAAUACUACACUAUGCCAUGUGUUAGUAAGCCUCAAGUAUUUCUCUGAUAAUGUACAUUAAAGUUCAGUUCACUUCAGUUUUUUCACACUUAUAAUAUUUACACUGUAUAGAAUAGGAAUAAAAUAGCAAAUAAGAGAAAAAAGAGAAGAAAGAAAUUAAUGGCUUUGAUAAAGUGUACGGUGGUCAGAGGAGCUUAGUUUUCGAGCUAACCACCUCUGUAUUAUGAAUGAAAAAACUUAAUAUGUGCUUUAGGUACCAUGGCAAAUACGGACAAUAAUGUGUAGCAGUCAUUUAUAUGUAGUCAACUUUGAGAGUUACGCAGAUUUCAUUAAUUGAACUGGUAGUGGUUGAGUGUUUUUACGUUUGUAGGAAUCUCUUGCGAGAUUUUGGUUAUGGCAAACUUAACUGUGUGUUUGCCAUAAUUUGACCUUAUACAUGGUGCAAGUUUUGGCUUCUAGUUCACCUUAGUUUUAUUUGGCACCGAGAUUUCACCGUGGAUGCUUACAGCUGUAUAUGGUCCCUCACUCUCCUCUCUUUACUUGUCCUUGUCCUUCACCCCAUAGUAUUUUGAUUCCCUCUACCCAAAGCUAUUCAGUUUACAUCACAUUCCAAUCCAACUUUUAUCUAAUGAAUAUCUAAUAUAUUAUGUCUUCAAGAAUUCCUUGAGUUAGAUUUCUAUUUUCCUUCUUUUGGACCUGUUAAUUUAAAAGACUGAGUUUGAAAACAAAGGAUAGUGCCAUAAAAAAUUACCAUGCAAAAAUACAGCAUGUCACUCAUUUUUUUGUUGCAAUAUUAUUGCAGUUUGAGAGCCAUGUUUUCUGUUUUGGUUUGUCGUAGGUGUGGGUGGCAGCUGCUACUCAGAUUUUUUACUCACUUGGCAUUGGGUUUGGUUCUUUGGUUACGAUGGGAAGUUACAAUAAGUUCCAUAACAACGUGUACAAGUGAGUGAAAGUUUUUUGACCAUUAAUUUUUUUUCUUAACAGGGCCUUACAUCUAACAAUACUUGCAUUUUGUUAGUGGAGAGAAUAACGGCUUUACAACAAAUGAUUGACAAGAAAAACACAUUUUCAUUUAUUGAAUUGAUUUUGUCCAGUUUUUACGCAGGACAAAUUUUGUCUGCAGUGCCAGUUUGAAGAUUGUCCUGGCUCAGACAAAAUUUUGUUAAAUUGGGAAAAACCACCUGCAUUUGUUAAGCGUUGGCGAUGACAGAAAAUUUGCCUAAAUAAACAGCUUUUUUGCUAGUGCGGAUAGUUUUUCUUAUUGCCGUUUUGUCUAAUGUAUGGUGUUGUUUUUAAUGAUUAGAGAUGCCAUGAUGAUUUCGCUGAUCAACUGUGGAACGAGUAUUUUUGCUGGCUUUGUUAUCUUUUCCACCCUUGGUUUCAUGGCUGGAGUGCUCAACAAAGACAUCACAUCAGUUGCAAGUUCUGGUAAGUUUUACCGGUAACUGCAUAGUGUGUUCAAAAAAUCAGUAACCUUUACCUGUACCCUUAGUUUUGUGAAGUAGAAUCUUCUGAAGAUGAAAUUGUGACAUAUGUGAAAACUUCUCUUCAAAGGACCUGGACUGGCUUUUGUGGUGUAUCCAGAGGCUAUAGCACAAAUGCCAAUUUCUCCGUUGUGGGCUAUCCUGUUCUUCUUCAUGCUGCUGACUCUGGGUUUGGAUAGUCAGGUACAAAAAAUAAUACACACCCUAUUCCAAAAUGUAGGCAACUUGAGUAAUUCUUUUCUUCACAAUAAUUGGCCCUCAUUGUCUUAUUUCAAGGUAAAAGCUCUUUUGAAUUCAGAUGCAAGUGAUUCAAGAAGCAAUAACAACAUAAUUAACAUAAAUAUAAAAGAAUUAAAAUAGAAAAAGAUAAUUCCUUUAUAUUUAUGUUAAUUAUUAUUAUUUAUUAAUAAUAAUAAUUGUAAUAUUGCUGCCAUUUUGGAAAAGGGUGUAUAUGGCUAGUUGUUUUAAUGUUUUUAUUCUUUACAGGUACCUAAAGUUUCUUAACAUUUAUUAUUAAGUUUUACACUCAGCAACGUUAUCUUAUUAGGGGGAAGGUGCCUGUUUAACUAGUUGUAAGCUGUAAAACUGACUUUCUUUGCACCCUGGCCUUAACAGUUUGUUUCCUUGUGGAGUAAUAUACAGUAAUUUGUUUCAGUCUAGAAUAUGGUUAAUCACUUUUCUUUCCUUCUAGUUUGGCAUGAUGGAAGCAGUAAUCACAGGAUUUGUUGAUGAGUACCACAUUCUCAGAAAACGCAAGGAACUAUUCAUCUUGGUUGCUUGUAUCAUUUGCUUUCUACUUGGCCUGCCGUGUGUAACCCAAGGUGGAGCAUAUGUUCUAAAUCUGUUUGAUUACCAGUCUGGAGGUGUUUCUCUUUUGUUUUUGGCUUUCUUUGAGACUGUAACCUUGGCCUGGAUAUAUGGUACAGACAAAUUUGCUCUUGACAUUGAGAAAAUGAUUGGAUGCCGGCCAGGACUAUGGUGGAGGUUUUGUUGGAAGUUCUGUGCACCAGCCAUCAUGGCUGGAAUCUUUUUGUACAGUACUUCACAGUGGGCUGGAGUCUCCUACGGUGAUUACAAGUAUCCACCUUGGGCAGAAUUUAUAGGAUGGGUUCUUGCUUUGUCAUCCAUGCUUUUGAUUCCUGGAGUUGCCAUUUGGCAGUUGUAUCGCACUCCUGGCACAUUCAUGGAGGUAAGUGCUCCGAAAUUGUGA
This is a messenger RNA of Porites evermanni, 11417 nucleotides long. Lineage: Eukaryota; Metazoa; Cnidaria; Anthozoa; Scleractinia; Poritidae. The record is from the annotation of a GenBank genome assembly.